AUGCUGUUGUUGCCGGCGACGGCAGAUGGUUGUUUCUUCAAGGUUGUUGUUCCAUUGGGUGGGGCUAAUCCCCGCAUUUGACUGGACGCUUUGGCCUCAUCACAAGCUUGAAGCUCUCUGAGCUGCACCUUUCGCCCGGAGCUGGCCUAGGGUUCACCAUUCACAUCAUCCGGCCGAGCGUAAAUCGUCACUGAUGAUAAAAGAUCCUCGGUCCGGACUCGAUAUGAGUGACGUCUCUGAUGUAGAUAAUACUCAUUGGCCUCCCAACCCUUACUCCGCACAAAUUCAGCAUUGCAUUCCUCAUCCUUCCUACCUUGAACUAAGACAAGUACUCAAGUACAGCUAAAUCAAUCACAAUGGCAGCUAAGCCUGAAACUAUCCUGCGCGAGGUCAACAUUCUCGGCGACCUGAACGACAAGAACCGUCAUAUCCUCAGCAAGGAUGCUGCUGUCUUCCUUACCAUCCUACAUCGCACAUUCAAUGAGCGCCGGAAAGCUCUCCUCCAGCGACGUGUAGUUCGCCAAGCUGAGCUCGACAAGGGAAACCUGCUCGAUUUCCUUCCAGAAACCAAGCACAUUCGUGAGAACGAUGCAUGGAGGGGCGCACCACCAGCUCCUGGCCUUGUGGACAGGCGAGUAGAGAUCACUGGCCCAACGGACCGCAAGAUGGUUGUCAACGCCUUGAACUCGGAUGUCUGGACAUAUAUGGCCGACUUUGAGGAUUCGACUGCACCAACAUGGGACAACAUGAUUAACGGUCAACUCAACCUCUAUGAUGCGAUUCGCAAGCAGGUCGACUUCAAGCAGGGCGAGAAAGAGUACAAGCUCCGCACUGACCGUACACUCCCCACUCUCAUUGCCCGUGCUCGAGGUUGGCACCUCGAGGAGAAGCAUUUCACUGUUGAUGGCGAGCCCAUUGCCGGUGGACUGUUCGACUUUGGUCUCUACUUUUUCAACAAUGCACACGAGCUCGUCAAGAGCGGAUCUGGUCCAUAUUUCUACCUGCCUAAGAUGGAAUCGCAUCUUGAGGCGAGGCUGUGGAACGACGUCUUCAAUUUGUCUCAGGAUUACAUCGGCAUGCGACGAGGCACCAUUCGAGGCACAGUUCUGAUCGAGACCAUCACAGCUGCUUUCGAGAUGGAUGAGAUCAUCUACGAGCUACGGGAUCACUCUUCCGGCCUCAACUGCGGUCGCUGGGACUACAUCUUCAGCGUCAUCAAGCGCUUCCGCCAGAACCCCAACUUUGUCCUCCCCAACCGAGACUCCGUCACUAUGACUGUACCUUUCAUGGAUGCAUACGUCAAGCUGCUCGUCAAGACUUGCCACAAGCGAGGCGUUCAUGCUAUGGGAGGGAUGGCUGCUCAAAUCCCCAUCAAGACCGACAAAGCCGCAAACGACGCUGCCAUGGCCAAGGUUCGCGCCGAUAAGCUGCGCGAGGUACGUGCUGGCCACGACGGCACCUGGGUUGCUCACCCAGCGCUCGCUGCCAUUGCUUCCGAUGUCUUCAACACGCACAUGCCCAGCCCCAACCAAAUGCAUAUCCGCCGUGAGGAUGUCCACAUCACUGCAAACGACCUGCUGAACAUGAACGUACCCGGAAAGGUUACCGAGGAGGGCAUUCGCCAAAAUCUAGACAUUGGUCUCACCUACAUGGAAGCCUGGAUUCGAGGUGUCGGCUGCGUGCCCAUCAACUACCUCAUGGAGGACGCCGCUACCGCCGAAGUAUCCAGGAGUCAGCUCUGGCAAUGGACAAGACACGAAGUUGACACGGCUGAAGGCAAGAAGGUCACCAAGGCCUACUCUCUCAAGCUUCUUGGUGAGCAAGCACAGGCGCUGGCCAAGAAGGCACCAAAGGGCAACAAGUUUUCGACAGCAGCCAAGUACUUUGAGAGCCAGGUGACUGGUGAGGACUACGCCGAGUUCCUGACAUCACUGCUGUACAACGAGAUCACAAACGUGGGACCGCCAGCGGGUGCCGCGAAGUUGUAGAUGUGACGCAUUGCUUUUCCUGGUGUUGGUUUCACGACUAAAAUGUACUCUCCAUGUGUUCUGCUGUAUACUCACGAUAUCAUGUUCAGGCG
Dothidotthia symphoricarpi CBS 119687 is the source of this 2080-nucleotide messenger RNA. RefSeq names its product malate synthase. The transcript is spliced from 4 exons. Lineage: Eukaryota; Fungi; Ascomycota; Dothideomycetes; Pleosporales; Dothidotthiaceae. Gene Ontology annotation, molecular function: malate synthase activity. Bases 357 to 1988 code for a protein of 543 amino acids. Gene Ontology annotation, biological process: glyoxylate cycle. The record is from RefSeq and is a predicted model, not a curated record. Gene Ontology annotation, cellular component: peroxisomal matrix; cytoplasm.